This is a messenger RNA of Helianthus annuus (common sunflower), 1150 nucleotides long. Its product is annotated as triphosphate tunnel metalloenzyme 3-like. The transcript has 2 exons. NCBI's taxonomy places the organism in Eukaryota, Viridiplantae, Streptophyta, Magnoliopsida, Asterales, Asteraceae. The record is from RefSeq and is a predicted model, not a curated record. The coding region runs from base 297 to 926 and encodes 209 amino acids.
AAAUUCAAACGACGAUGCUGCGGAGGAAACCCAGCCAAAUCGAAGUCAAAAUCGAAGACAAAGAAGAAAUCGAAGAAGCACGCAAACGCACCACCACCACCACCUCCGCUGCCUUCAAUCCCACCGGCGCCACCUCUCUCCUCCACCACUUCAACAAUUCCUCCGCCUCCGCCACUUCCAAAGCCCAACGCAUCGGCCUCCAAUAAUAAAUCUUCUCACUUUCUUAUCCUUUCUUCUUCACUUUUCAUAUUUUACAACAAUUUGUGUACGGAUCCAAACCCUAACCCUAAUUCACCAUGGAGGUCGAAGUGAAGCUCCGAUUACCCGAUUCCAACACCUACAAAACCCUAACUUCUCUCCUAGCCCCGUUCCACGUCAGAACACACAACCAGCACAACAAUUUCUUCGACGGCGCCGCCGGAGAACUCUCCGGCCGCCGUGCCGUCCUCCGCAUCCGCUUCUACAACGACCAACCGGCUCGUAAAUGCAUAAUCUGUCUCAAAGCCAAAGCCGUUUUAAUAAACGGAGUCAGUCGAGUUGAAGAAGAUGAAGAAGAAAUUGAUUUUUUAAUUGGUGAAGAAUGUUUAGCAAACCCUAAUCGAUUAGGGGGUUUGGUGGAAAGUUGUAGGAUUAUGAAGAGAGUGAAGGAUGAGUUUUUUGGGGGAAAUGAUAAUAAUGGGGAAUUGGGGUUGGUGUGUUUGGGUGGGUUUAAGAAUUUGAGGAAUGUGUAUGAGUGGAAAGGGUUGGUGAUUGAAGUGGAUGAGACGAGUUUCGAAUUCGGGUCGUUGUAUGAGAUCGAGUGUGAGAGUAGUGAGCCGGAGAAAGCAAAAGAGUUGAUUGAGGAGUUUUUGAAGGAGAAUGGGGUUGGGUAUUCGGAUUCGGUUGCUUCCAAGUUUGCGAUUUUUCGAUCUGGGAAGUUGCCGUAGUAAGUGAAGGUUAUGGCACAGGGAUCGGGGAUGAGGAGAUCCGUUGCAACCAGCAAUAAGGCAAGAUUCUUCGUUGUUGUAUGAAUUUCUUCGGAUUAUAUUGAUUAAUCUGGAACCAAAAUGUUAAACUGCUCUAUUCUUGAUUUUGUUUGGAACAAUGCGUUUUUUUACGCUGAUUAUUACUUCUCGUUUUUUUCCGAAUUUGGAUCUUGCUUUUAUGUUUA